CGAUUGGAUUCAAUCUUUUAAUGUGGUUCAGCCCAAGUGUCUUAUAGCCCAAUCCAGUUGUCCAUACCCAUCCUAAAUUCUACAUGGUAUCAGAGCGAUCCUAGGGCAAAGUCUCGAAACCCUACGUUCGUGUUCUCGUUCGUGUGUCAUCCGGUGUGUUUGCCGUCAGCUCGGUGGUGUCUGUUCGUUGUUGGUGCGCCGGAGAUUAGAGCCUGUUGGCCUUCCUCCGUCGCUGGUCUGUUUGCCAUCAACCGCUGCCUUCAUCUCGUCGCCAGCUCAUGUGUUCAACGUCCGUCCCCAUGACCGGCGAAAUCGUGGCCUCCAACCCUAAAAAGACUCGGCUCAUUCAUGAUCCUUCUUCCAUAUAUUACCUUCACCCCUCCGAAGGCCCGGGUAACUCGUUGACAAAAUAUCUUCUUAAAAGUGAUAAUUUUGAUGUAUGGGAGAAGGCAAUCCGUAAUGCUUUGGGUGGUCGUGGAAAAUCUGUGUUCUUGUCAUCCGGAGGUGUUCCCAAACCUACUGAUGAACAGGAAUUGUCUGCAUGGUGUGCUAAUCAUCAAAUUAUUUGUGGUUGGAUUUUUAACAGUGUUGAUGAAUCUAUCCAACCUAGUAUUGUUUCUCAUUCAAUUGCUUAUGAGUUGUGGGAUGAUUUGAAGAAGCGAUAUAGUUGCUCUAAUGGGCCUCGUGUGUACCCGUUAAAGUCAGAGCUGAAUUCUUUACGCCAAAAAGGUCAAAGUGGUGUUUCCUACUACAACCAAUUUAUUACUUUAUGGAAUCAAUUGUAUGGCUCCUCAGAUCUUACCGGGGGCUGCAGGUGUGAGGUUGCAGGGGUCAUGCGCGCCCGUAUUGAUCGUGACAAAACCGUGGACUUCUUGCUUGGAUUGGAUGAUGAACAGUUUGGAAAUAUUCGUUCUCAGAUUAUAGGCACUGAACCGGUGCCCGAUCUCGACCAUGUGUAUUUUUUGGUCACCCAGGAGGAGCGCCAUCGUCAUAUCGUUCGCACUCGGGACGAUCGCACGGACUCCGUUGCUUUCGCCGCCCGACCCGACAAACGCCCUCUCGUUCCAAACAGGUCUUGUUCGCAUUGUGGUCAUACCAAUCAUAGCGUGGAUACAUGUUUUGAGCAUAUUGGAUUUCCAGCACAGUACGCUUGUGGUGGAGGGCGGGGUCGCGGCAGUGGCUCUACAAGUCGAGGGGGCUCGGCGUCCAGUGGCCGUGGCUCUACUCGGCGCGGCAGCGCCCCUCACACCCCUGCCGGCAGUGGGCAGCCGGUCCAGGGCAGUAGCGGCGGUCCUUCAGCAGCUGUCCAUGCAUCCGUGUCUGACCCGAGUGGCAACCUCAGUGAUCAAAUGUCCCGCUUGAUGUCUAUGUUAGAGGCGUCCGCUUCUCAUGCAUACACCGGUAAUUCUUCUUCUAAUUGGUUAAUUGAUAGUGACGCUUCGCAUCACAUGACAGGUUCUAUCUUACACUUAUGCAAUGUUGAGGAUGUUUCUCCUCAUUCUGUCUGUCUCCUUGAUGGGUCUCGUGUCCAGGCCACAAAACAGUGAAGUGUUCAUUUGUCAUCUCGUUUGGUAUUACGUAAUGUGCUAUACGUACCAAACUUAUAGUGUCACUUGACUUCUGUU
Molecule: messenger RNA, 1625 nt
Organism: Cuscuta campestris
Lineage: Eukaryota; Viridiplantae; Streptophyta; Magnoliopsida; Solanales; Convolvulaceae
Source: the annotation of a GenBank genome assembly